This is a messenger RNA of Sphenostylis stenocarpa, 639 nucleotides long. Lineage: Eukaryota; Viridiplantae; Streptophyta; Magnoliopsida; Fabales; Fabaceae. The record is from the annotation of a GenBank genome assembly.
AUGGCGGAUGUCGCGGCUAACACGCAAACCUCCUCCUCCUCCUCCUCCUCCCUCCCUUCCAAUCUCCCUCUCAUCUCCGCCUUCCUCUCCUUCGCCCUCGCACAGUUCCUCAAGAUCUUCACCACCUGGUGCGUUCCUCGGUCUCUUACACUUUCACCAACGCGUAAUGUUUUUCUCUCUUUCCCCUUUGCGCUGUUAAUUCAAACACAAUUAUCUGCCUUACCGCCGUUGUUUUCCUUUUCGUUAGAUCAGACCGCUACAAUAAGAAAAGCGCGCGUGUAUAAAGAAAAGAGAUGGGAUUCUAAAAGGUUGCUUGAUUCGGGUGGUAUGCCUUCGUCACAUUCUGCAACAGUGUCGGCUCUGGCCGUUGCUAUAGGUCUGCAAGAAGGCGCAGGGUCAUCUGCUUUUGCUGUAGCCGUGGUCUUGGCAUGUAUUGUUAUGUAUGAUGCGUCAGGAGUUAGACUUCAUGCAGGUCGGCAAGCAGAAUUGCUUAAUCAAAUAGUGUGCGAACUACCUCCUGAACAUCCUUUGUCUAAUGUCAGGCCUCUGCGUGAUUCACUUGGUCAUACUCCACUUCAGGUUGUUGCCGGUUGCAUAUUGGGAUGCAUUAUAGCAUUUUUUAUGAGAAAAUCAAAUUAA